Molecule: messenger RNA, 963 nt
Organism: Micromonas pusilla CCMP1545
Lineage: Eukaryota; Viridiplantae; Chlorophyta; Mamiellophyceae; Mamiellales; Mamiellaceae
Exons: 1
Coding region: 1-963 (320 amino acids)
Source: RefSeq, a predicted model, not a curated record
AUGACGAAGCUCGUGAAGCGUCUCUCGCGCGGGGGCCCUCCCCCCGCGGGAGGAGCCAAGUCGAAGUCCCCGGGAGGCGGCAAGAUGAGCGCCCGCGCCCAGCCCGAGAAGAAGAGCAAACACUCCUCGUGGAAGGACGACUACAACAAGGAUCCGAAGCACAAGUGGAAGGGCCGCGCGGGGAAGGCGGUGAGAGCGCGCGAGGAGGCGAAGCGGCCGGGGUUCGAGCGCGGUCGCGAGCUCACGGUCGCGGAGGUGGCGAAGAUGAUGGCGCCGGUGAUACAGCCGGUGCGGGCCAAGUACAGCGGUCAAGGAUUCGCCAAGCCGUCGUGUUUUCUCGAGCUGCGAGACGCCAACUUCAGCGAGCGGCUGACGCAGCUGUACGACGAGCACGUGGACGGGUUCACCGGGAAGAGCUUUCAGAAGAUGGGCAACGCGCAGGAUAACAUGCUGUGGCGGCAGCGGCUGAAAGCCAAGGCGGAGGCGGACGGAACCGUGAAGAAGAAGAAGAUGAAGCGGCGGCGGGACGACGACGACGACGGCGACGGCGGCGGCGGCGGCGACGGCGACGACGGGAGGGAGGGGGCGGGCUCAGGCGCGAGCGGCGGCGGAGGCGGCGCGCGCUGGAAACGGAAGGACGCGUCCAGCGGCGGCGGCGGCGGGGACGAGCCGUGGAUGGGCACGACGACGACCGACCCCGCGUCUGGCGGCGGCGGCGGCGGCGGCGGCGGUACAGCUGGCGGCGGCGGCGGCGGCGGUACAGCUGGCGGCGGCGGCGGCGGCUUGAGCAGAAAACAAAAGAAACUCGCGGCGCAGAUGGGGCUGUCCGAAGACGCCUUCUUGAAGAUGCAGACCGCGAAGGUGAAAGUCGAGGUGGACGAAAAGGUGAGGGAUGGCGCGAUCGCGGCGUACCGCGCGAUGCAGCGCGCGAAGCUCUCGAAGCAGAACGCCCGCGGGAGGUGA